UGCAGACUCUUUUUUCCUGAGGAUCCUGUUAAGAUUAUCCGAGGCCAAGGGCAGUACCUGUACGAUGAGCAGGGGCGAGAGUACCUGGACUGUAUCAACAACGUGGCUCACGGUCAGUAUGAUACCUCCUGACCCUUGGUGAGACAGUAGAUCUGACUGACAGCCUGGGUUGAACAGAACUGAAUCAGAUGCUCAUGAGGGGACGCCAGUCUUUGUGAAAUAGCCUGAAAAGACUCCACACCGUAGCUGUGCUAAACCAGGCAGGCAUGAGAGGUUCACAUGCCAGGAUCCAAGUUGCACGUGGAACUCACAGCAAGCUAGGGAUACAGUCCGCCCAUCCAUGACCACAGAUGUAGUGAGGUCAUCUUGGCCUUGUGCAGGGGGAUGACAACAGGCCUUCACCCAUACUGACUACUAUAGGGGCCACAGGAAACUAUGAAUUCAGCCAACUGGGGCUACCAAGCUAGUGGAGGACAAGGAGGCUUUACGUUAGAAGGAGCAUUGCAGGCAGGUAAAGGUUAAAACCCAAGACUCUCCCAGCACUCAGGGCACAGAGGCAGGGGGAUCUCUUGAGUUAACAGCCAGCCUGGUCUACAUUGCAAGUUUCAGGGACAACUAAGGCCUCAUAGAGAGACCCUGUCUCACAGAAGAAAUUAAUCCUGAGCCUUUUUGGUAGAGACUCACCACCCGGUGUUCUAGGUAACUGUGUUAAUUAUUGCUAACUUGUUUUGACCAUCUUGGCACAUGGUGAGCUAAGUAUGCUAUUCCCAUGGCUGACCCUCUGACAGUUCCCCUCCAGCUGAGUCUCAAAAUAUGCCUCUAAAAACGUUUGUUUUCUAGAUAGCGUUUCUACAGGACCCUCUUUUCCUUCUGGAUUCUCAAGACCUUCCACUCCAGAAUCAGCAUCUCUGUGCUUCCCCACCCCAUCACUAACUCCCCUCUUUCCACCUUGCCUUGCCUUCAUUAACUUCAUCUCCCCUGGAUGGGUUUGCAGAUGGAGCUGAGGGGGCAUCUGGUGGGGCUGGCUGGGUGAAGUUGGCCAUAUGGAGAUGCCCCUCUUGCAGUUGGGCACUGCCACCCUACCGUGGUCCAAGCUGCACAUGAACAGAACCUGGUGCUCAACACCAACAGCCGAUUUCUGCAUGACAACAUCGUGGACUACGCCCAGAGGCUGUCAGAGACCCUGCCGGAGAAGCUUUCUGUGUUUUAUUUCCUGAAUUCUGGGUAAGUGAACAGCAGACAACACGCUGCUGAGAACAAGUGCAAAGAAGAGACUCAUCCAUGUGGGUGCAGUGUAGAGAAGCAUCCUGGGAGGGAGGAGCCAACUUCAUGGCAAGGCUCCUGAGCUUCUGGGUUACAGACCCGGAGCUUUUCCAGUUGGCUCCCACUUCUUCCUUUGUAGAGGACACCAUCACCUCCCUUCUAGGCACCUUGGGACUUGGUGAAGUAAUGGGUUUAUUUAUUCUUGUGGAUUCAGCCCUCAGGUGGCUCAGCAAGCUUACAGGACAUCAAGUGAUUCUUCAGAGAAAUGUAAAAUUACAGAGGACAUGCCGGGCGGUGGUGGCGCACACCUUUAAUCCCAGCACUUGGGAAGCAGAGGCAGGUGGAUUUCUGAGUUCGAGGCCAGCCUGGUCUACAGAGUCAGAAGCCAACGACCUGGCCUUGAGACUAGCUCGACAGUACACAGGACACCAGGAUGUGGUGGUAUUAGACCAUGCUUAUCAUGGUCACCUGAGCUCCUUGAUUGACAUCAGUCCCUACAAGUUCCGGAAUCUGGAUGGGCAGAAGGAAUGGGUCCAUGUGGCACCUCUCCCAGACACCUAUCGGGGCCCUUACCGGGAAGACCACCCCAAUCCAGCAGAGGCCUAUGCCAGCGAAGUGAAGCACAUCAUCAGCAGUGCACAAGAGAAGGGCAGGAAGAUCGCAGCCUUCUUCGCUGAGUCUCUGCCCAGUGUGAGUGGGCAGAUCAUUCCCCCUGCUGGCUACUUUUCCCAGGUGGCAGAGCACAUACACAGAGCCGGAGGGCUCUUUGUGGCAGAUGAGAUCCAAGUUGGUUUUGGCCGAGUAGGCAAGCACUUUUGGGCCUUCCAGCUGGAGGGAAAAGACUUUGUCCCCGACAUUGUCACCAUGGGCAAGUCCAUCGGCAAUGGUCACCCUGUUGCCUGCAUGGCCACUACCCAAGCAGUGUCAAGGGCAUUUGAAGCUACCGGUGUAGAAUACUUCAACACGUUUGGUGGCAACCCUGUAUCCUGUGCUGUGGGGCUAGCAGUCCUAGAUGUCUUGAAAACAGAACAGCUCCAGGCUCAUGCCACUAAUGUGGGCAGUUUCCUUAUGGAGCAUCUCAGCCAGCAGAAAGCCAAGCAUCCUAUCAUUGGAGAUGUCAGAGGCACUGGACUCUUCAUUGGUGUGGAUCUGAUCAAAGAUGAGACCCUGAGGACACCAGCAACUGAAGAGGCAGAAUAUUUGGUCUCCAGGCUAAAGGAAAACUACAUUUUACUGAGCACUGAUGGCCCUGGGAGGAAUAUCCUGAAGUUUAAGCCUCCAAUGUGCUUCAGCCUUGACAAUGCACAACAUGUGGUAGCAAAGCUGGACGACAUUCUAACAGACAUGGAAGAAAAAGUAAGAAGUUGUGAAACACUGAGGAUCAAGCACUCUCCAGGUAAGCCAGACUUGGCCCCACCUCCACCAGCAGAUCCCCAAUAUUUCAACUUGCAUUUGUUAGACUGAAAUUAAGAAUGUGGAAUAUAUAUAAUAUGUGCCAAGAUGUUCUCUAGCUAUGGACACAAUAGGCACAAAAGGGUAGGUGAAAAGAUCUGGUGAGAAAACAGCUAAAGGAUCUCUGCUACAGGAGACCUGGCAUCUCCAACACUGGGCAAGGUCUCAGAGCAUCCCACAUUCACCCAGGCUUGGGGUUGUUUUUAAUUUUUAUUUCAAAAGCUUGGAUAGCUUCAAUAUCCAAUAUCCAGGUUGUGGCAAAAUCAGGACACGUGUAAAAUACCUUACAAUACAUUAGAUUCCCAAGAGGUACCAAAAAGUACAGUAAAAUUAACACUUCCAUUGCUGGAAAUGUAUGACACAAAUAAUAUAAAAUUAAAAGGUGAAAAAGGUGACACUGGUUUCCUAAGAUACAGUUUACUCUUUACAACCAGGGUCCACAGGUCCAGGCUGCAGAGCGGCAGCAGGAAGCAGACCCUCCAAUCUAUAACAGGGUAACCUGGUAAUCAGCCCCUUAAUGCCGCUCUGGCCUCUUAGACGCCACACGCUGCCUACAA
Mastomys coucha (southern multimammate mouse) is the source of this 3272-nucleotide messenger RNA. It is a transcript of the gene Phykpl, whose product is annotated as 5-phosphohydroxy-L-lysine phospho-lyase. NCBI's taxonomy places the organism in Eukaryota, Metazoa, Chordata, Mammalia, Rodentia, Muridae. The transcript has 10 exons. Gene Ontology annotation, cellular component: mitochondrion. Gene Ontology annotation, molecular function: transaminase activity; pyridoxal phosphate binding. The coding region runs from base 1282 to 2727 and encodes 481 amino acids. The record is from RefSeq and is a predicted model, not a curated record.